AUGGAGACUAUGUUGCAAGCUUUUUGUUUAGCUUCGUGUUCUACUGAUGUUGGUUUAACGAGAAUUUUGGAUGUUGACCAAAAAGCGUCCAUUGCUCGCUCCUCUGUAUUACCGAUAACUUAUCAUGGAGGCCCUGUUAUGAAUAAUCCAGUUGUCUAUGUAAUUUGGUAUGGGAACUGGACUGCAAAUAAUGGAACAACAAUUAUAGAAAACUUUCUAAUAGGUCUUGGCUCAACUCUAUGGUGGAAUAUAACUAGAGCUUAUAAUAAUACAUCACCAAUAAUAUUUGGUGGAUCAACAACAGAUAGCUAUUCGCAAGGAAAACGUUUGACGCAAUCACUUGUACUUGCUAUUGUCAAACUAGCCAUUAACUCUAUGGCAUUGCCAAAUGAUACAAAUGGAAUAUAUUUCGUGUUAACUUCUGCCGAUUGUACCGAAGAAUGGUUUUGUUGGACAGCAUGUGGUUGGCAUGAUUUCGAUAAUUCAACUAAUUUGAAAUAUUCAUGGGUAGGAAAUUCCGAGCAACUAUGUCCAAAACGUUGUUCAAUACAACUGGUGUCACCAAAUGGCAACUUCGCAGCCGAUGCAAUGGUUAGUGUUAUCGCUCAUGAAGCAUCUGAAACAGUGUCAGAUCCAUAUAUCAAUGCUUGGUAUGACUCAAAUUGUGAAGAAAAUGCUGAUAAAUGUGCUUGGACAUUCGGAAGCGCAUCUCUAUUAUCCAAUAAUGCAUAUUAUAAUAUGAUUGUAAAUGGAUUUAAAUAUAUGGUUCAGCAAAACUGGCGGCUGUCUACUCAAGACUGUGGUUUAUCAUAG
This is a messenger RNA of Rotaria sp. Silwood1, 813 nucleotides long. The record is from the annotation of a GenBank genome assembly. NCBI's taxonomy places the organism in Eukaryota, Metazoa, Rotifera, Eurotatoria, Philodinida, Philodinidae.